Molecule: messenger RNA, 1134 nt
Organism: Cylindrotheca closterium
Lineage: Eukaryota; Bacillariophyta; Bacillariophyceae; Bacillariales; Bacillariaceae
Source: the annotation of a GenBank genome assembly
AUGUUGUUCGACAGGAUAAAUACCUUUACAAAGAGCAGCAAUGAGCCGCUGAUGAAAGUUCAGGCCACAAACAAUGAUUCUGAAGCUAUCGGCGAGACAACCAUCGAAAACACGAAACCGGAAAGUUCGAGGCGUUCCCCUCGUGGAGUUCUUCCAAUCCAUCCCUCACAUUGGCCGCAACUUCCACUGAUGAUUCGGCCAUCUCCCAAUACUUCCACAGAAAUUCGUGGAAUAAGGUAUUCUUCUGGAAAGAAUGCUGAUGAGGUCAAAGGUUUUUCAAACCAAGUGCUUCCUAUCAAUACAGGGAGAGAGGAACAGGGAUCUUGCCUUGUUGUGGAUUUUGAGUCUGUUUACUUUGUUGGAGAGUUACUUCUUAGAAUCAAAGGUGCACCUGAGCUGCCAAAGAACAGUUACCAUCCAGAGAGUUACUUUGAUGGAAAGAAGCGAACGUUUCAAGCCGUUGUGCGUGGAAAAUUCAAGGAACCUUUAUCCAUGUGCCAUUGUGUAACUGGACAAACGUUUGAUCGCAGAGGACAUUUGCCAUCACAGUGGAUUGUCAAUUCAUUCCUCAAGAUUGUCUCUCUGUUGGCUCCGCAACUUGAGGUCGAUCUCGGCAGUGCCCACCCACGUUUCCUCUCACCAUUAGUAGCAACAGCACAAACAGUCCGUGUUGAUCGUGAUUCGGCAUCAAAACAGCGAGAAAGCAUCGACGGUGUUAUCAUUGAAGCGCCCUCUUCGGACCCAUUAUCCAUCUUGUGGGAAGGUGAAUCGAGUUCAGAGGAAUUCGACAGCUCUCAAGAAACAACAUCCAUUUCAUCACGAAUGAAGAAGCGAAAAAAAGUAUUCAACCAAGUGGCAGCAAGAAAGGAUGAGGACAAGAGGUUCUCUACCGAACAUGAGUACACAUUUGAAUUUUUUCAGCAUAUGCUUGACUUCAACGACGACAUCCACAUCAACAUGAGUCGACCAGUUGGCAAUGUGAGCGUUUCCCAAAUGACUGAUGGACAGCCAAUCAAGUGCAUGAGCGCGUACAAUAAUCCAGCGACAAGAGAACUGGAAACACUAUGGAGCUUUGACAUGUGGCAUGAGUCUUUCUAUCAGUUAGCGAAAGAUGCCCAGGAGCGAGGAGCUUGA